UUGUGUGCUGACUGUUGCAUGUUUCAAAGCGAAAUUCAUUAUUGAAAGAAUAACUCGUAAAAUUCGACAAAAAUAUUCCGUACAGUAUUUUAAAAGAGAAAAAUAUUGCUCAAAACAGCGAAACGGAUGCAUAUUACCGUUUAUUAUUACCACGCGUAUAUUAGUUUGUUAAUGUUAGUGCCUUUCGAACACCCAGUAGAAAAGGUUGACGCAGGUCUGCGCUUGUCACAAACAGUUGACCUGUGUAGUUGACUGUGAUAGUUGACCGAUCGCGCGCUAAUAUACUUUUCUCGCGUUUCCGUAUUCUCUCGUGGUUUUGACUCAUUAUCGCAGAAAUCAGUGCAGUAUACAUGAGGUGAUGAGAGAACGUACAAAAGGGCCAGACUUCGGACCGCCCAGGUGAGAUGGCUGAAUUUCUAAUACAUCACGGUGAGACAUAAUCUGGGGGGGUGACCGAAGUUAUACAAGGCCUAAUUCCAUUACUGACAAUGUUGAAUGCACAGCGUUGCAGUGAUUACAGAUGAUCUCUGAUAUAGGUUAGUGCAAGCAGAAAGCACUUUCAAAUAGGACAUCUAAAUGUCAGAAGGUGUCCUAGCAUAGUGUUUUAUGCUUUGGCCAGGCAUUUUUAAAGAUGGCCACGUAUCAAGUUGAUUAUCAGUGGGCUUAUACUAUAAUGGAUUCAUCUAGGAUAUCCACUUUCCUAAUAUCAAUUUUAUUGAUAGUCUAUGGCAGUUUCCGAUCUCUAAACAUGGAACAGGAAGCUAGAGAAAGGGAAAAAGAAAAAGAACGUAGUAAUUUAUUGACUGGAAUUUUGAGUAACAGCAGCACAGCAAAUGCAGAUGGUGCUAAUGGAAGAGUUCAAACCCUAAAUACAAUGCAUGCUCUCUGUCUACCUCUUGGUGCUUCCAUUUCACUACUCGUCAUGUUUUUCUUUUUUGACAGCAUGCAAAUGCUUGUAGCAAUCUGUACAGCCAUUGUAGCUGCAGUUGCAUUGGCAUUUCUUCUUUUACCCAUGUGUCAAUAUAUCAUUAGACCAUGUUCAGAUGGUAAUAAAAUAUCUUUUGGUGUCUGUGGAAGGUUUACUGGUGCAGAAUUACUUUCAUUUUCAUUAAGUGUGAGUAUAGUCUGUAUUUGGGUACUGACUGGGCAUUGGCUACUCAUGGACGCAAUGGGUAUGGGACUUUGUGUAGCAUUCAUUGCAUUCAUUCGAUUACCUAGUUUAAAGGUAUCCACCAUACUAUUAACUGGACUACUCAUUUAUGAUGUCUUCUGGGUUUUUUUUUCAUCUUAUAUAUUCAGCACAAACGUAAUGGUUAAGGUAGCAACUAGACAUGCAGAUAAUCCAGUGAAUCUUGUGGCUAGAAGGUUGCACUUAGGUGGUGUAGCAAGAGAAGCACCGAAACUUCCUUUACCUGGAAAAUUAGUGUUUCCAUCAAUGCAUCAAGCAGGACAUUUUUCAAUGUUAGGUCUUGGCGAUGUGGUUAUGCCAGGACUACUGCUUUGCUUCGUUUUACGAUAUGACGCGUAUAAAAAGACUCAAUUGUUGCCUGGUGGUUGUGAAACAGGAGUUCCACCGCCACGACACAUUAAUCGCAUCAGCUAUUUUCAUUGUUCGCUCAUUGGUUAUUUUCUUGGUUUACUUACUGCUACUGUAAGUUCUGAGGUGUUCAAAGCUGCGCAACCUGCCUUAUUGUACCUUGUGCCCUUUACUUUGUUGCCAUUACUCACAAUGGCGUACUUGAAGGGUGAUUUACGUCGGAUGUGGAGCGAACCAUUCAUAUCUCAGCAACCUUCCAAACACAUGGAAGUUUGACAACAGUCAUGGGUUUGUGUAUAUUACACAUUGGGAGGAAAACUACUUGUAGAAUCCCAUUGUCACUUAUCAUAACGUCCUUAUUUUUAUCAAUGUCAUUUAAUGUAAGUAACUUUUUUUUUUACACAUGCGUCUUUUAAUGCUACAAUGCAAAUUACGGUUUCAUAUACGGGAAAUGUAAAGGUAUACUGCAGUACGACAUUGAUUUAAUACAAUAUUGAAUACAAGUAAUGACAAAGUUUUUUAUUAAAUUGAAAGCUAAAACAAUUCUUGGAAAGCGUAUUUAAAAUACUGACUAUUAUCGACAUAACGUUAAUAUUCAUUUUGUGUCUUAAAUUCGGUGUUGAGUAAAUGAAUGAAUUAUGUGUAAUAGAUAAGAUAACUACAUACUGUUUAUCAAUUACUUCAUAGUUUAGUAAAUGCGAAAAAACGUGUUCUGAGAGUCACCUAAAAAAAUGGACAAGUAUCUUUUUUUUUAAGUUUUACAGUGACUUUACUAUAAAAAUUUAUAAUGUUUUCAAAAUACACAAUUUUUUAUUCCUUCUUUUUUACACUAAACUAUUAACAUAUAUAUAUAUAUUAAUUUCGCUAUAACUCCGUUAUAAAUGCGUGUGAUAUUCUCUAUGCAGAAAGAUUCUUUUUAAUUUAUUCAAUCGAUAUCAAACUAAUUGUAUGUAACGUGUAGUUAUGGAUAGAGUAAUUUAAUAAUUAUUCGACGAUUUCCAUGAAAAUCUAGUGAACGUAUGUGUGUAGGUUGUGAUUUUCUUUUACUUGGAGCUAGCAUUGAACAAAGUAUUCUCUAUGCAACGUGUAUAUAAAUUUUGGUUUUUAUAAACUUAAGAAAAAAAUUUACAGUUCGUUAUUAGCAUAUAUUGCAAGCAUUUCAACUUGCCAAAUAUCUUGCUAACUUUGUGUAGCAUGAUGGGAAAUUGCAAACAAUUUUAGAGAAGUGAAAAGUGAAAGUUGUAGAAUUUUAUGUCAACAAAAAAAAGAGAGAAAAAAAAGUAAAUUGCGUAUUUGCGUCUUGAUUUUCAAGAACUAUCUCGUGAUAAGAAAGAAGGACUUAUGAUUGAAAUAUAGUGUUUUAACUAAGCUCUUGCUAUGGAUAGGCAUCAGAAAGAUUUUAUAUGUUUAUUUAAAAACAAGACUGAAAGAGAGAGUAAUAUUGUACGAAAGCCAACAUAUUUAGAGAUCUCUCAGAAAGAUAUAAUCAAUCCUUUUUGUUCAAUUUUUCUUGUAUUUCAAUUUAUAAGAUCGUAGAUUGAUAUGAUACAGUAUAGUAUGAUAUAUAAUACAAUAUUGCGCAAUGUGUCUAAAGUAAAAUAAUUGCUUUCAUAAUUAGUAUAAUUUACUAUAGAUUACAAAGGAAUCUAGAACUUGAAACAUGUUAGUUGUUUACUGUUUGUUUUUAUAAUACUUUAUUCAUCACAUUCUAAAGAUUACGAACAAAUUAUAUGUAUAUUUGAAUUUUGAUCUGUAAAUGUAUUUUAUGGAUAAGAAUAUUUUAAGGAGAGUGAUACAUUUUUAAUGUAAUCAGUUUUGCACCUAGAAUGGUAUAUUAUGGUAUUAGGUGUGAUAAAUCAUCGGAUACAGAAAUACAUUCUCGGUUUAAACUAAUUAUAACUUGUAUACUUGUAUAUUGAUAUAGAAAGUAAACUCUAAACUGUAACUUGGACGAAAGAAAAAAAGGAUAUUAUACUUGCAAUCUUGUUCAUUAGAAAAAUUUCGAUAUUUCAUUUUUUUCUUAAACAUUUUGUCCUUACUUUUAUAAUGUUAAUAGAUCGAUGUUAAAUAGUGUUAUACAAAAACUAAUAAUUCUAAACUUUUUAAAAAAACGAUAAAAGAUUAUUUGUAUAUGUAAUCGUUUUUAUACAUUUCUUUUUCCUUUUUUUUUUCUUUCUGCUUACGUUAACGUGAAUGAAAGGAAUUUAAGCAAUUUAUAUGAGAUAUUACACUGAUAAAAAUACUCCUUUUUAUACGAUCUAAUUAGUUUUUGUAUAAAACUGUGAUUCUUCCUAUACUUUAUUCGCUUACCUGUCCAUAGCACAAGCAAUUUAUUCUUAUUCAUUACACGUCUUGAAGAAAUAAUCUUUAGACGAAUCGUACAGAAGAAAUAUCUAUUUCUCUCAUAAGAUAUAAAAAUAUAAGUGACAAAAUAUAUUUUAGCUACUUCCGUUGUAAACAUAAAAAAAGAAGACUUGAUAUCAUCCAUAAAGUGGAUGACUUUAACUGCGUUCUAUUAAACUCCAGAAAGCUUAAAACUCAUUUUAUGGUUCGUUUUUCUUUUUUUUUUUUAAGUAAUGAAAAUAUGGGAUUAAUAUUUUCAUAAUGUCCAUUUUGAGCUUCUUGUUUCAUUGAAUGUACAUACUAUUAACAUUAGGAAUUAAUUUCCUAUCGUCUGUUUUUCGUUUGCCUUGUAAUUCAAGAUUUAAUUUAUCGAAUGAAAAAGCAGGUUUCAGCAUAUUUUGAUGUUUAGUUGAACAUUUUAGUUAAAACAAAGAAAAACACAUGAUAUAUAUAUCAUUAUAUAAAAAUAUUGUGCAAUAAUAAAAUGUGUUUCAAUGCUUUCGUUAUUAGGAAUUAAUCAAUGAACUACUUUUUCAUAUAGGGAAAUGAUUGUAUUAUGUUCUUGCUUUAAUUACAUCUCUUUAAUUCAUAUUGCUUCUUUUUUUGUACAAACAGAAUUUAAUACAUAACAAUGUAGAAAAUAUUGAUCGAUAAGAUUAUAACUUAGUUUAUGGUGAAAAUGAAAGGUGCGUAAAAUUAUAUUUCCUUUUUUUUAUAAAUGUACGUAACGAGCCACGUUUUAAUUAACGAGAGUCUUUAAGUCUGAUGGAUUAUUUAUUUUGACUAGGAUAACAAGUUUCAGAAUGAGAAGCAUGUACAUAAGUAACACACUUAACUGUCCUUCAGUUUUCCCACAAACUAAGUGACAAAAAAUGACACAUAUAUAUAUAUAUAUAUACAUACAUAUUAGCGAUACGAAAUGUAUGAAAUAAAAAGCAAAGUAAAUGAGAAGAAUACAUUUAAAAGAAAAAAUCGGAAAUUAAGUCAUAAAUAAUAUAUAAUUAAAUGCUAAAAUAAUAUAGCUAAUAUACUUAUAAGAGCACUUUGCUUGUACUGUUGCAAUUCUUGACUUGCAUGUGUACAGCUAUGUACAUUUUUAUAUAUAAUAAAAAAGCACACGAUCGUGCUUCGUGCGUGCUCGUGUUGAAUAAGUAAAGUUAUUGAAUAAACUUACAUGUGUUCAUUUUC
This is a messenger RNA of Frieseomelitta varia, 5068 nucleotides long. It is a transcript of the gene SppL, whose product is annotated as signal peptide peptidase-like 3. The record is from RefSeq and is a predicted model, not a curated record. The transcript is spliced from 7 exons. Gene Ontology annotation, biological process: membrane protein proteolysis. Lineage: Eukaryota; Metazoa; Arthropoda; Insecta; Hymenoptera; Apidae. Bases 632 to 1813 code for a protein of 393 amino acids. Gene Ontology annotation, molecular function: aspartic endopeptidase activity, intramembrane cleaving. Gene Ontology annotation, cellular component: Golgi-associated vesicle membrane; lumenal side of endoplasmic reticulum membrane; cytoplasmic side of endoplasmic reticulum membrane.